Messenger RNA from Aspergillus ruber CBS 135680, 1236 nucleotides. RefSeq lists its product as uncharacterized. The record is from RefSeq and is a predicted model, not a curated record. The coding region runs from base 1 to 1236 and encodes 411 amino acids. The transcript is spliced from 4 exons. Lineage: Eukaryota; Fungi; Ascomycota; Eurotiomycetes; Eurotiales; Aspergillaceae.
AUGGGUGACACUACAUGUUUGGAUCCUACAUACACAUUCCAAGACUUCGAGACGUUCUCAAGGUGUUUCAGUUCAUGGAGAAACACCACUAAUUUCUCAAAAGCAGUUGUUUAUGUCGACACCCCCUUUGGGAAAGUUAUCGAUGGCUGUAUUCAAGAUUACUGCAACUUUACUAGCCCAGACCUUGGGGGUUGCACAUUACCUCAAAAGCACUGGAGCGACAUCUACCAGCUCAGAUCGCAUCCGAAUGUAAGCUUUGAGUCUUCAGCAUGCGCUGGACUGAAUAGUCGUGUUAAUACGGACAUAGCAGGCCCCGGGGUCAUUAUAUCUUAUAACAUGCAAAUCGUAAUGAUCGGAUUUCUUUGGCUGGCCAUACGGGCCUUGGACCUAAUCGAUUUCAAGAAUGCCAAGAAUAGCUGCAGCGGAGUGCGUUUGUAUCUUGCAAACCAUCGCUCCGUCGUCCGAAUGUUUCUGAUUGAAUUCCAAGAGGCUCAGUGCUUUUUUGUCAUUGCCAUCCAAAUUGCAUUUAUUUUUUCUAUGUCUGCAAAGCCCGAAUUAUAUGGUGCCGCUAGUUUGCGCCAGCUCUAUCUAAAUAUUGCAAUGACUAGAGCAGUCUGUCACAUGGCCCUUGCCUCCGUCACCUUUGGUCUCUGGCUAAUCCAAACGACCAAUGCCAAAUCUUUAUACACCUUCAUCUGCUCUUCUAUUACCAUUUGUCUAUCUAUUGCUGCAUUCCACAUGGUCGGCCACUGGUUACCAUCGCCGGACAAUGUCACGUUGCCCAAAAACGACCGCACCUGGACAAGGUGUGGUUUCCAUUCUCCUCCACUGGUGUGGUGCGCAGAUCGAUAUGGCUAUCAGGAGGUAGCCUGGUUCCUUCCAAUAGCCGUCUCUCUAUUUUGCUUUUCAAUGUGUUGUACGCUGUUUGAUUUACUGUCAGUUGGUCCACUAGCCAAACAAUAUCUUCGCGACAGCGAUUUCAAAUGGUUGCAGAAUGCCUACCACUGUGUGAACGGACUGCUCUUCUCAUCAAAAAAGGCUAAUUCCAGGUGGAGUUCCGAAGUUGAGCUUGUUCCAAAUGAAUGGAACCUCGGUCAGGUUAUGGCUGUGACAAUUUGGGCACCACCUAUUGUGAAGUACUUCUAUUGGUCACUGUUCGGGGUCGAGUCUUAUUCGGCCACCCGGAUUCCAUUACCGUACAAAAUCACAAAAACGGAUUCCAAUUCUUCUGAAUAA